AUGGCAUCCGGUAAUCCACCAUUUAUCAUAAGGGAUCAUCUUUACUCCGUAGAUGACAAGUUGAAGAGAGGGAGACCUCCUCCUUUGCUUAAGGGUACCGACGAGGAUGUAAUUAUUGAUGAAGAACCAGCGCCAGAAGCUACUUCAGUGAUUGACCCUGCGUCCGUAUCAAGGUGCUGCAUAGAAAGGGGUCUGUUUCCGGCAGUUCCUUUGUUCUUUCAAUAUCCCUGCAGCACCAGCAAGGGUUGGUCGGAGUGGGUUGAUGCUGAACUGAAGAACCCAUCUACCCGUGAUAUCCUAAGCCGGGCAGGCGUGUUGGAAGCCAUCUUUGCUUCUAAGGCUUGCGACAUCCAUAUUGAAGUCAAGACGCUUCGACACUUGGUUAGACGGUGGAGCACUGAGACGCACACUUUUAUUUGUUCGUGGGGAGAGUUCACUCCCACGCUUGAGGAUGUAGCUAAUAUCUUCCAUCUCCCACUUUGCGGCAGCCAAGAUCCUUUCCACAUUGCAUUAACCGCGGAAGAUGGGCCAAAGCUUGAGAUUUUGCGGAAGGGUGCCCCGACCUCUCCUAGUACCUCUCUAAGAUUCAGUAAUUGGAUUCAGUUUUUUGGGAACAGUGAUCGAGACGAGCCGUGUCGCCUUGCUGCGUUUGUGUCCUUGUGGCUCGGGAGGUUCCUCUUUUGUGAUUUUUCUCAGGACUGCUUGCAUGGGAGAGUGUUUCCGUUGGCUUUGGCAAUAGCACGGGGUAGCAUGAUCCCUUUAGCCCCCAUGUUCUUGGGGCACUUAUAUCGCUUACUUGACCAGAUUCAAUUUCUUGAGAAGGGGGCGGCCGGAACCAUGGCUGUGGAGACUUUUGUAAACUCCAGUUUUCUGCAGAUCUUUUUAUGGGAACGCUUCAAAGGGAUAGAGGUAUCUCCACUCCCUUAUUCAAAGGCUGAGUCACUGGUUGCUUCGGACGAGGAUUCCUACGUGCCGGGUAGUCUUCCUCUGAUCUGUAGAUGGUUCCGUCGCAUGCAACGGAAGGGCCAAAAUUUUUUAGAGCUGCUGGACGAUGUUGAGCAAUUUAUUUUUCGCCCCUAUUGUGCCUCAUCAGAGGGCUUUAGAAGUAUGCCCCUCUAUGCUGAUUCUGCUGCUUUAAUGGAGGCCCUGGCCAUGCCAACACAAGGUUGUCGGUUACGCAGAGAGGCAUUGUUGAGUGCCGCAUGCCUCCCUCUGCCCACAUUCGGUGAUGACCACUUGGAGAUUUCUGUGCAUUAUUCCCCUUACCGGGUUAGACGACAGCUUGGGUUUGACCAAGGUGUGCCCUCUCGUCCCAACCAUGGAGAUUCCUUGAGCUUGCACAGGGUUUUCUGGACUGGUGACAGCGUGCCGGGAGACGGCAGGCCUCUUGCCCUUGCUCUGGCCAGCCGGAAGCGCGUUGGUGGUCUCUCAAAGGCCUACCAAAAUUAUUGGAACCGCUGCUUUGCCUCGCUCAGCCGAUUCCAUGCUGCCCACUGUGAUAGAUUGAUUCCCACCAUCAUUCAUCAUGCCCGUUUAGUGUCGGAAGAGAAAGCGAUUUCCUUGAGCGAGAAGCGAAAUCUGCCUUUUAUCUCCAAAAGCGGAGAGAUUGUUGGUGACUUUUCGAAGCUAAAGCGGAAGUUGGAAAAGUCGGGUUCUCAUAGCGCCGGGAAAAGUGUUGCACAUGGGAAACGGAAGCGCGAGGAAAGCUGCAGUGCCGAGAAAAGGCAAGCUGUAAAAGAACCGAAAAGGUUCAUCCCCAAGGUAGCGGCAGGUGGUCCUCCCAGCUCAAGAAAGGUUGCCUUGCCCGAGUCCUUACAGCAGCAGCCUACAGCUUCCGGCAGCAGCGAGCGAGCAGUUCUAAAAGCUUCAUCUCCUCACAGUACUUCCCAAAGUAAAGGCAAGGGUAAGGGGUUUUCCGUGACCCCGAAACGUCGAAGCAUGCGUAUUCUUGAAACGCGGUUUGCUAAUACCCGAAAGAAUAAGGGUGAAGACUCGGGACCCAAAGUAGUGGUGACGGUUGAUGAUAACAGUGAUGAUGAUAGUGAUGACGAUGGCACUGCGGGAACUGAGGCUAACAUUCAUGAGCAAGAGAGCGCUCGCGAUACGAGUGGCAUGGAUGAGGACUUUGAUGAAGGCCAAUACGAUAGUCACGACGAAGACACCUAUCCGGCUUUCGGCACUAGCUUGGGGGAGUUCGAUGACUCAGAUACGACUCCUGCUUUGACUGGCGAUCAUGGACAGCGUGUCGAUAUUGAACUGGUCGUGCCCGCCAUUGAAGGCACGAUAGGUGCUUCAUCGGAGGCUGAUUUUGCCCUUCCCACUACUGUCGCUGAAGUUGUCCUGAGCCUUCCGGCAGUGCAACCUCCUCCUUCUCCUAACCCAUCAGCACAUCCCCUUACUCUCCCAAUCUCGAGCACACCUGACAUAGCUUCCGGCACCGCUCCACCUCUUCCAGCAGCACAUCUCUGUGAUAAGAAUGUUGAUGCUUUUAUCGCAGGUUCCUCAAAAGGGCCUUCAUUCGAGAAAGGCAUGUCUUGGCAAGAUUGGGAGAAUUCCUACACGGCAUUCAAAGCCUUCUUUGAUGGUGGUGUCACCAUUCUUAGAUCCAUUGAUGAACUUCUUCCGCUUUGCCACAGAUUCGAUGGUUAUGCAACAUUCCAAGGUGCCCUUGUGUAUCCAGAGACGGUUGGAGCCUUGAAAAAGUUCAUGGACAAAUACGGGAGUUUGCUGGAAGCUACAGAUGUCACCUCUUCUUUCUCAAGGUGUACUGCCCUUCGAGCGCUUGGCUUAGUACUUCAUGGGAUGGACACCAUGCAACUCCUUGAUAUUACAGAUCAUAAACUGCUCUGUUGGCGAGAUGCAAUAUGCGAGGCCAUGAUUCUGGGCUUUCCUGUGGAAUUUCUUCUUAAACUCGUGAAGAGCUUAGCACGUGCCGUCUUUGGAGCACGGGCCAUUCAUAGUAUGCAAUUAUCGCAUGAUUCUGAUGAAGUAAAAGCUGCUGCAGAUGCCUUGAAUAUUAAACAACAGGAGUUGGAAAACCAGCGCCGGGAGAUGCAUGCCCUUCUUCUUGCUAAGGGUGUUUCUGUUGACAGCGCUGAGUGCGUGACGGAGGCAGCAGCCAGAUUAUCUCCUGGGGCUUCCUUUGUUCUUUUCGGACAUUCCCCAUAG
Messenger RNA from Prunus armeniaca (apricot), 3168 nucleotides. Lineage: Eukaryota; Viridiplantae; Streptophyta; Magnoliopsida; Rosales; Rosaceae. The record is from the annotation of a GenBank genome assembly.